AUGGUUGUGCCAGAAAAUGGUCUUUCAGGAGCCUUGAAUGCAAAAGUUAUAGGCUCUGGCAACCAAGCCAUAAUUCUUGCACAUGGGUUUGGAGGAGACCAGUCUGUAUGGGACAAAAUCCUUCCCUGCCUGAUUAAUCAUUAUCGGGUACUUGUGUUUGACUGGAUCUUUUCAGGAGCUGUUAAAGAUCCAAAUCUCUUUGACCCUGUUAAGUACUCAUCAUAUGAGGCUUUUGCAAAUGACUUAAUCAGUCUCGCAGAUGAGCUUAACUUGAAAUCAUCUGUUUUUGUUGGCCACUCCAUGUCUGGUAUGAUUGGAUGCAUUGCUUCCAUUAAAAGACCUGAUCUUUUUAAGAGGCUCAUACUUAUUGGAGCUUCUCCCAGGUACAUCAAUGCUGAUGAUUAUGAAGGAGGAUUGAAGAACUCAGAGAUUGACGAUCUCAUUUCGAACAUGUCAUCCAACUUCGGUAACUGGGCUACAGCCUUUGCUUCUCUUGUUGUGGAUGCAAAUGAUCCUCUCUCAGUUGACAUUUUCUCAAAAUGUUUGCAAAGAAUGAGACCUGAGGUUGCCGUCCCUUUAGCCAAAACUGUUUUUUACAGUGAUGAAAGGGACAUUCUUGAGAAGGUUUUGACACCGUGCACUAUAGUCCAGGCCAGUAAAGACGUUGUGGUGCCAAAUUCUGUUGCUUACUAUAUGCAGGACAAGAUCAAAGGGGAAUGUACAGUUGAGAUCAUUGAAACUGAUGGGCAUUUUCCGCAUCUAACCGCACACCAGCAGCUCCUUGACGUGCUUACUGCCCGCAUGAGCUUAAAUGAGCCCACAAAUAUUUCCUCAUGA
Molecule: messenger RNA, 837 nt
Organism: Dovyalis caffra
Lineage: Eukaryota; Viridiplantae; Streptophyta; Magnoliopsida; Malpighiales; Salicaceae
Source: the annotation of a GenBank genome assembly